CCACCGCCACCGCUAACCAAAACACGCAACACUCAGGCGGAAUCAGUCGUUACGUCAGUCGCUCAAGUUGCCGUUGUCGUUGUUAUUGUUGUUGUUAGUGUCGUUGUCAUUGCAGUCGCGGCAACAAAUAUAAUUUUUGGCGCCGUUUUUUUGCUGUGCCGCGCAGUGUGUCGCGUUUUGAAAUCGCUCUGAAAACAAGCCUGUCUACCAGUCUUUUGGUGUUUUGAAAUCGCCUGCCAGCAAGGAGUUGCAGUAGCGGUCUUUAAGUCACCCCCCAGAACCAGGAAUACCGAAAAACAUAAGAUAUGCCAUAACUGGAGUUUCAAAAUCACUUUUUUAGAAACACCCCAGAGUUUUGAAACAUAAAAACCCGUCUAUAUAAACAAGACUCGAAUCGAAUCGAAGAAAAUCGAGUGUUAUAUUACCAACAAGUUAUAAAUCAUUGAAAAUUACGGAUAUUCGAGUUAGUUACGUUUCGAAAUCGCUUUUCAAAAUCACCAAGAGCUCUCAAAUAUCCUGCCUGCAGUCACAAACAGCCCUGCGAACGUCGCCAACACAGGCUGCGAGUUUGCUUCGGAAAUUUGCCAUCGAAUAUGACAACCUCAACGCAUAGCAAUACGAAUAGCAACAACACCGCCCACCAAGAGAGCGAGGAGCGACCCCCUGCCGCCAGCACCACCUACACCCACCACAGUCCGACGGGAUCGGGAUCCGGAGUGUCGAUCGGAUCCACCAACCGAGUAAUGCAGGCGGACGAGGACUUCAACAUCCGGUUUGUCAACUUGGUGCGGAAUCACAAAUGUAUCUACGACAAGAAGGUGCCCGAGUACCGCAACAGAGACAACCAAGAAAAGGCCUGGGUGCUGAUAUCCAAGGAGACACGGGAAAGUGUCAUACACUGCAAGGAGCGAUGGCGAAACCUGCGUGCCUGCCUCUCCCGCUACAUCAAGCAGCAGUCGGGGUCGGAACCGCAGCACAAACCCUACUAUCUGACCGAACAUAUGGCCUUCCUGCUUCCCUUCCUGAAGUCCACCCGCAACUCCCUGGAGGGAAACACUAGCCUGGCGGCGCUGUACCAGCUGUCCCAGCAGCAUCAGCAUGGCCGUUCGGAGCAUCUGUUUCACCCGGCUAUCCAUGGCCACGAUGAGAGCUCUUACUGCUCUCCCUCUAACAUCAAUCAUAAUACCAACAAGAACGGCAUCAGGACCGGAGAGGUGUUGGGGCUGAAUGGGGAGCAGGUGCUAGAGAUGAAGCACUCGAUAUCGGAGAAUGGCGACGACGAGGAGACCAUUGACGCUUUCGAUCCGGCGGUGGCCAAUGUCCUUGGUCUGGAUCAUGCACCAUCCACGCCUACGAUCAGCAUGGCCCAGGUGACUGGACGAGCCGGUGGAAGAUCGCCGGCCAGAAGUGAUACGGCAAGUGCGGAUAGCAUGCAGAACUUCAUUCCGGAUGUGCAGCUGGCCGAGACCGGGUCGCAGCUGAUAUACAACGAUGAGGGACGUGGCACACCACCGCCGCUGCAUUAUCACCCGCACAUGCUUCCAAAUCCCAUGGCUAUGGCCAUGGGAAUGGAACACCGUCCAUCGUCCUUUGAACCGACGAGUGCCAAGAGGAUUAAGACGGAAUGCGAGGCCUCCAGCACGAUGACAAAUAGUGGGAGUUUCUGCGGCGGCCUAACCGUCUCAGAAAUGGCCGACAUGGAGUUCUUUCGCAGCAUUCUUCCUGACCUGGCAUCUCUGACUCCUCAGCAGCGUCGCAAGUUUAAGAUUGGGAUCCUGGAACUGAUCGACGAUGUGGUAACGCGGUAUCCCCCCGCCCCGGAGAAAUGUAACGGAGGAGUGAACGGCAGUGUCAGCAACGGUGUAUCCACCGGAAGUCGAAACUCUAGACGCAGCUCUGGCCGCGAAUGGCGGAAGCAGUGAAGGAGGAAAGGGGAGAAGGAGCAGAAAGUCACUAAUCCUUAACUAGAAUUAUGAUAAGUUAGUUAGCUGCUUAAGGUGGCUCUGGAGCUGGGAUUAGGUGCCAUUAACGCUGGUGCCUCUAGGCCAACUUCAGUCCGCUCACUGUCCAAGUGUUGUGUGCGCUCAAUAAGAUGCGUAAGUAUAGGGUCCUGCCAGGGUUUUCGCUUCCUAAAUAUAUAUUUGAUUUCUAUUUCAAA
Molecule: messenger RNA, 2158 nt
Organism: Drosophila serrata
Lineage: Eukaryota; Metazoa; Arthropoda; Insecta; Diptera; Drosophilidae
Gene: brwl
Product: brickwall
Biological process (GO): regulation of transcription by RNA polymerase II
Cellular component (GO): nucleus; transcription regulator complex
Molecular function (GO): DNA binding
Source: RefSeq, a predicted model, not a curated record